Messenger RNA from Daldinia childiae, 1632 nucleotides. RefSeq lists its product as uncharacterized. The transcript is spliced from 2 exons. Gene Ontology annotation, biological process: proteolysis. Gene Ontology annotation, molecular function: serine-type endopeptidase activity. Lineage: Eukaryota; Fungi; Ascomycota; Sordariomycetes; Xylariales; Hypoxylaceae. Gene Ontology annotation, cellular component: membrane. Bases 1 to 1632 code for a protein of 543 amino acids. The record is from RefSeq and is a predicted model, not a curated record.
AUGGCGGCCAACGACUACUACAACAACAACGAUCCAUCACGACAUUAUAAUCAAUACGAGCCAUCCUUGGCAUCUACAACCCCGCCUUCUUAUACCUCGCAUGCGCAUAAUCAAGAACGUCCGGGUGCUUCUACCGUAUCUCCCUUCGAGAGCGUCUUUGAUGACCAUGUCUACCCGACUAACUCACAAUCCCACCAGAACUCCGAUUCCUUAAACAACACCCAACAGACCUUCGCUUACGACACAAGAUAUCAUGGCUCCGGACCGGGUGAUGUGUCACCCGUAGGAACCGAUGAUAUCCCCAUGCGCAAUCAGAGCAACAAAUCACCAGGUUAUGCGGCCGAUUCGACUGACCAUGUCUACGACGCCCCAGAUCAAGAGGCGGGUAGUCGUCGAGGCCUACCCAAGCGUGGUCGCAUCCGGUUUGGUGAAUUAGGCAUGCUUGGAUCGGAGAAGAGGAGAAUACCCAUCAUGGUUUAUCUAUUCUCUAUCAUUCAAAUCGCCGUGUUCAUUGCCGAGCUCGUCAAGGCCGCUCAGCUCACAGGUAGCCCGAUUCAGAUUCAGCCUUCCUUUAACCCCAUGAUAGGUCCUUCGCAGCAGGUUCUUAUCAACAUGGGUUCGAGGUUCGUCCCGUGUAUGAAGAACGUGAAUGGCGUACAAAAUUAUAGCCCACCGGGGUUUGGAUGGCCUUGCCCCAACACUACCUCGAAUGACCCUAGCGACGACUCGAAUAAGUGCUCUCUGUCGGAGCUCUGCGGGUUUGAUGGAGUUCCCAAUCCCGAGUGGGACCCCGUCAACGGUUUGAAUCAGGACCCGGCACCUAACCAGUGGUUCCGCUUCAUAAUCCCCAUCUUUAUGCAUGCGGGUAUAAUCCACAUCGGUUUCAAUCUACUGCUGCAGCUUACUAUGGGAAAGGAGAUCGAAAGGGCCAUCGGAUCCACCCGAUUUUUCCUCGUUUAUAUGAGUGCUGGUAUCUUUGGCUUUGUUAUGGGAGGCAACUAUGCUGCUCCGGGAAUUUCAUCUACCGGAGCAUCGGGAUCUUUGUUCGGAAUUAUUGCUCUGACCUUGCUCGAUCUGCUAUACUCGUGGGGUGAGAGGCGUAACCCUGGCAGGGAGUUAAUAUUUAUCAUCAUCGAGAUCCUUAUAUCCUUCGCCCUCGGCUUGCUCCCCGGUCUGGACAACUUCUCUCAUAUCGGCGGGUUUAUUGUCGGGUUAUGUCUGGGUGUCAGCGUUCUCCAUUCGCCAAACGCUCUCCGCCGUAAGAUUGGCGAGGAUCACUUUGGAGGGCCUUCGUAUUCUACCGUAGGCGGCGGUGGUAUCACCAGCGUCGCCUUCCCUUCGUUCUAUAGAAACCCUGUAGGCUUCUUCAAGGGUCGGAAGCCCCUCUGGUGGGUGUGGUGGCUCGUUCGCGCUGGAUUUCUCAUACUUGUUAUCGUUGUUUUCAUCGUGUUACUCAGGAACUUCUACUCCAACCAGAAUAACUGCAGUUGGUGCAAGUAUCUUAGCUGCCUGCCCGUUAACCACUGGUGUGAUAUCGGAAAUAUCACUAUCACAACAUCAGAACCGUCCAAUUCGUCCCGGCGGGGUGUCGAUUUGGCUCUGCUCGAACAGGUUGCCAACUUCUACUCAUGA